AUGUUUAGAAGUGGUGUUCAAGGAUUGAUUGGCAAGAGGUUCAGCUCCACAUUUAGGUAUAAACGGUGGGAAGAGUUGACUACACCUGAAAAACAGAAGUUUGUGAAGUCAUUUGUGGAGAAUUACAAAGAACAGUACCCUGGAUCAAAGACGAACGUGUCAUUAAAGGGGCUAGCGCUGGACAUGGAUGAAUAUAACGAUGCUCCAUCUGUUUUUGGGAUAUUUUAUGAUGAUAUUUGGAGAGUUAGCAAGGCGAAGAAGGAAUCAUUGUACAAUGGGAAACAACAGAUGGAUAGAAGCCAAGUGAUCAAAGAGCACGGCAGGUUUGCACAUGAGACGUUCCACGAUUUGCUAAUUGAGAAUUGGUAG
Messenger RNA from Kluyveromyces marxianus DMKU3-1042, 369 nucleotides. It is a transcript of the gene MLO1, whose product is annotated as Mlo1p. The record is from RefSeq and is a predicted model, not a curated record. The transcript has a single exon. The coding region runs from base 1 to 369 and encodes 122 amino acids. Lineage: Eukaryota; Fungi; Ascomycota; Saccharomycetes; Saccharomycetales; Saccharomycetaceae.